Messenger RNA from Entrophospora sp. SA101, 237 nucleotides. The record is from the annotation of a GenBank genome assembly. NCBI's taxonomy places the organism in Eukaryota, Fungi, Glomeromycota, Glomeromycetes, Entrophosporales, Entrophosporaceae.
AUGUCUAAUAAAUUUAAUAAUAAUAAUGAUUACUUUGCAACACUUAAAAUUCUUCUUGUUGGUAACUCAAACGUAGGGAAAUCGUCUCUUCUAUUAAGAUUUACUGAUGACACAUUUUUACCACAUGAAGAAGUAUCAGCAACAAUAGGGGUGGAUUUUAAAGUACAUGAAAUGGUUGUAGACGAAAAGAAAUAUAAAUUAACAAUUUGGGUAUUUGUUUUAUUAAAAUAUUUUUAA